Messenger RNA from Lichtheimia ornata, 2403 nucleotides. Its product is annotated as translation elongation factor G. Lineage: Eukaryota; Fungi; Mucoromycota; Mucoromycetes; Mucorales; Lichtheimiaceae. The transcript has 5 exons. Gene Ontology annotation, molecular function: translation elongation factor activity; GTPase activity; GTP binding. The record is from RefSeq and is a predicted model, not a curated record. Gene Ontology annotation, biological process: ribosome disassembly; mitochondrial translation. Gene Ontology annotation, cellular component: mitochondrion. Bases 1 to 2403 code for a protein of 800 amino acids.
AUGUUGACUUCUUUGCUGGCUUCGACUGCCUGUCGUCAAAAGAGUCGAGUCGUAUCGUUAAAGACGCCAUUGGCCUACUUGAUUUCAACGUCCAAACGAACAUUUGCUUCCGGUACCAAGGACUUUACACUUCCCAAGACCCGUAAUAUUGGUAUCAUUGCACACAUUGAUGCAGGCAAGACCACGACAACGGAGCGUAUGUUGUAUUAUGCUGGUGUUACCAAGCGCAUUGGUGAUAUCGAUGAUGGUGAUACUGUGAUGGACUAUCUCAAGGCCGAACGUGAACGUGGCAUUACGAUCAACAGCGCUGCCAUUACAUUUGGAUGGAAGGGGCAUCGCAUCAAUCUCAUUGACACGCCGGGUCACGUGGACUUUACCAUUGAAGUGGAGCGAGCCGUACGUGUUUUGGAUGGUGCGGUGACGAUUUUGGAUGGUGUUGCAGGCGUGGAAGCACAAACGGAGACUGUAUGGCGACAAGCGGAUCGUUAUGGUGUUCCACGCAUUGCCUUUGUCAACAAGAUGGAUCGCACAGGUGCUGCUUAUGGACGUACCGUGUUGGAAAUCUGGAAAAAGUUGAGAGCACGUCCUUUGGUGUUACAAGUCCCCUUGAUGCAAGAAGAUAAGGGCCUGGUCGCUGUGGCUGAUCUUGUGACGAUGGAAAUGGUGACAUGGCAAGGGGAAGACGGCCUUGAAAUGACACGUACACCUUUACAAAAAGAGGAUGCCUUAUGGGAAGAAGCCGUACGUGGACGCACAGCUCUUGUUGAAGCACUCGCUGAAAUGGAUGAUGGCAUGGUCGAGAGCUUUUUGGAAGAAGCCGGUGCCGAUCAUUUACAAGUGACAUCGGAUUCUCUAAAGGAAGCAUUGCGACGGGUGACAUUGAACAACAAAGCAGUGCCUGUGCUCUGUGGAACAGCUUUCAAGAAUAUUGGUGUACAGCCCGUUUUGGAUGCUGUCUUGGAUUAUCUUCCAUCGCCUAUGGAUCGACCUGCUGCGUUGGCAACCUAUGACAGUGGCAAAAGUGCUCUAGUUCCGCUGGCGGAAAAUGGCAAAUUAUGCGCAUUGGCGUUCAAGGUGACACAUGAUGCACGACGCGGUCCUUUGGUCUAUGUCAAGGUGUAUUCUGGCAAAAUCAAUACCCGUAUGACGCUAUUCAAUAGCACUACUCAUAGCAAAGAGCGUGUCAACAAAUUGUUGCAAAUGUACGCAAAGGACGUUGAAGAGAUCCCAUCCAUUGGCCCUGGCAACAUUGGUGUCAUUGUUGGUCUUCGAGAUACACGUACGGGUGAUACCCUUGUUCAAUUCAAUGAUAAGUCGGGCAUGCAACUUGGCAACAUCGAUAUUCCCAGCCCUGCAUUUUUCUCUGCUAUUGAACCCGCGUCCGUAUCCGAAGAAAAGGUCAUUGAUGAAGCACUCAAGAAUCUCACUCGAGAGGAUCCAUCGCUCAAGGUGUGGACUGAUCAAGAUAGUGGCCAAACAUUGAUCAGUGGUAUGGGUGAACUUCAUCUUGAAAUUGUCAAGGAUCGAUUGAUCAAUGAUUUCAAGUGCAAAGCUGAGAUGGGCAAGAUGCGUAUCAGUUAUCGUGAGACAUGUCAAUCGCCUAUAUCCGUUUCCAGUGUGUUUGAUAAAGAAGUCAUGGGAAAACGAUCACGUGCCAACUGCAAAAUCAACCUUGAAUCGGUGGAUCCCGAAGAACCCGUUGAAGAAGGAUGGAUUCAUGAUUCAGGCAACUACAUGCAUAUCGAAUUACCCAAAGACAAUGAUACAACAUCGUCAUCAUCCGAACAACAAGGAGACAAUAAUCAGCAAAUGCAAUUCAGCAAAGAUGAUAUACGACGUGCUGUGCAAACGGGUCUUGCUUCAGGUCUCGCUCGUGGAGCCAUUCUUGGUUUUCCCUUGACCAAAGUCAAGGUUAGUGUGCAAGAUCUCGAAACUUUUGGUGCGGAUACAACAUUGGGAAGUAUCUCGGCAUGUGUUUCGCGAGGUGUCCAAGAUGCUAUCAAACAAGCCAACCCUUGUCUUCUCGAGCCCAUGAUGGAAGUACAUACCGAAGUGAACGAAAACGACAUUGGCAGCGUGGUGAGCGACCUUAGUGGCACACGUCGUGGUCAUGUGAUUGGCUUGGAAUCAUCCAUGGAUACAGAGCAAGAUCCAGCAACCGAUGAUGUUGAAGUUUAUGCACCACCCGAUGCGUUUACAAGUGGCAAUGGUGAUAUUGGAGAAUACAAAGCAAAGCAAGUGGUCAAGGCCCACGUGCCCCUUAGCUCGAUGCUUGGCUAUUCAAACGCAUUACGCAGCUUGACAGGUGGCAGUGGCAGUUUCUCUAUGCGUGUUAUUGGUUAUGGCGAGAUGACAAAGGACAGAGAGCGAGCCGUGGUCAAUGAGAUGCGAGGAUAUUAUUAA